AUGAAACUCAGAGUGAAAAGGUCAUUUUUCGCCAUAUCAUUGUGUUGCCUGCUUCACGUGCACCAGACUUCGGCGCGCGAUUCCCGGCAGCGCUCGGAAGUGUUCAUAGACAGUGAGGAAGUUAUAUUCGAUGGAGUCGGCUACGAAGUUCACGAUGAUUGGAGACCGAUGACCGAGGAGCCCGUCGAUCUCAAGCAGCGUCCUACAUCGCCUCCGAGAACAACGAUCACAGAAAUCCCCCGGACGAAGGACAUCACGUCCCAGACAACCUCGACGGCAACGACCGCGGGCUCGAUACAAAGAGACUCGGUGGGAACGACCACUGUUUCGCCAGUGAAAAAAGUUUCGACGGCUUCCGUGGAGCACGCAGCAUCAUCCAAUACGACCGACGGAAUCGCUGCAGUGUCUCCUGGUACGACCAGGGCGCCGUCAGUCGGACUAGCGAACACAACGAUUCCGCUCUCGACAACUGCUAGUACCGCCGCAAAUUUCUCGAGUACGACGCCGAUGCCGCCCGAAAUGCCCUCUGAUUCACAGCCCGAAGAUGAACCAUCGAACACGGACAUUCCAGCUCCUCGGGCUGGCUGUGGUGUGAGCGCAUUCCCUGACGAUGAGCCGGACUUCCGGAUAGUGGGAGGACGCGACGCAGACCGUGGCGAAUGGCCCUGGCAGGUCUCGAUCCGACUGCGGCAUCCCACCGCUGGGAAAUUGGGUCACUGGUGUGGAGGUGCCAUCGUCAACCGCAGGUGGAUCUUAACCGCUGCUCAUUGUAUAGUCAAGAAUUGCUCAUCUUGCAGCCAAAUGUUCGCCCUACCUCAGGCAACAUUCUGGACUGUCCGUCUUGGAGACUACUGGAUCAAAACAACAGAAGGAACUGAGGCAACCAUCAAGGUCUCGCAUAUCUACCCCUUCCCUUGGUACAAGGGUUACGACCAGGACAUCGCGCUGAUUCGUUUGGACUCACCGGCAAACUGGACGAAUUACAUACGACCUGUUUGUCUCCCCAAUGAUGAUGAUGACUUCCAGGGUCUUACUUGUGUGGCGACCGGCUGGGGCAAAGUCGAUAGUAAUGCCAAAGCGUCGAACGUCCUGCAAGAAGUGUUCGUCCGAGUAUUCGAGAGCACAAUCUGCGAUUCUGUCUACCGACCCAGAUUCAAGAUCGGGAUCAAGAAACACCACAUGUGCGCCGGAACAUUAGAUGGCGGCAGAGGAACAUGUCAUGGGGACAGCGGAGGUCCUCUCAUGUGUCGUCUGCAGGAUGGGCGGUGGUAUUUGGCAGGAGUGACAUCCUUCGGGUCCGGAUGUGCGAAACGGGGAUUCCCUGAUGUCUUCUCGAAUGUGCCCCACUACAUGGAAUGGAUCCGUGAGAUGAUGGAACGCCACGAAAGAGAGGACGAAAGAAGAGACCCAACGUGGAACGGGAUUUUCUAG
This is a messenger RNA of Galendromus occidentalis (western predatory mite), 1431 nucleotides long. Its product is annotated as testisin-like. The record is from RefSeq and is a predicted model, not a curated record. Gene Ontology annotation, molecular function: serine-type endopeptidase activity. NCBI's taxonomy places the organism in Eukaryota, Metazoa, Arthropoda, Arachnida, Mesostigmata, Phytoseiidae. The transcript has 6 exons. The coding region runs from base 1 to 1431 and encodes 476 amino acids. Gene Ontology annotation, biological process: proteolysis.